AUGUGCUCCGCUGACAUUUUCCUCGGCGUCCUCGCCAUUCUCUUCCCUCCUCUGCCCGUCUGGGUCAAGCGCGGCAUCUGCAGUGCCGACUCGCUCAUCAACAUCCUCCUCUGCCUGCUGGGCUUCAUCCCCGGGAUGCUGCACGCCUGGUACAUCAUCGCAAAGUUCCCCGAACCGCCCUACGAGUACGAGGUGCUGAACCAGGGUGGCGAGGGCGGCUGCGGCCGCGUUCACUACGUCUAUGUCCAGCCGCCGGGAGGCCAGCACCAGCCGCAGCAGCAGCGGCCUCAUGGCGGCAUGAACUAUGGCGGCACCGGCCAGCACCACAGCAAUGCAUCGCAGCACCAGCAUCAGCACCAGCAUCAGCACCAGCAGCAGCACGGCGUAUCGACGAACAAUAAUGGCGCGGGACGCUCUGACGACCAGGUCCCUCCGUCUUAUGCAGCGGUUGUCGCGGGUGAUAACAAGGUUCAGUCGCACGAUUAG
Molecule: messenger RNA, 486 nt
Organism: Beauveria bassiana ARSEF 2860
Lineage: Eukaryota; Fungi; Ascomycota; Sordariomycetes; Hypocreales; Cordycipitaceae
Product: stress response RCI peptide, putative
Exons: 2
Coding region: 1-486 (161 amino acids)
Biological process (GO): endosome transport via multivesicular body sorting pathway
Cellular component (GO): fungal-type vacuole membrane; fungal-type vacuole lumen
Molecular function (GO): ubiquitin protein ligase binding
Source: RefSeq, a predicted model, not a curated record